CCAACUGAAGUCCACCUGAGAAUCUCAUUGAGGAUCUCAAAACACUUUCCAAUUUUUCCUACUGAUCACAAGGAGGCAUGGAUCUUCUCUUGAAUGACCAAACGGAUGAACCUUUGCACCUCGAUGUAUGUUUAGACGAGCUUUCGCCUCAAGCUGGGGUCAUAGAGCUGCUCAAAACCCUGAGACCACAGUGGAGAGCUGAGGAUAUCAAACUAAAGGUGUUUACAGAGGGCAUUACUAAUCAGCUGCUGGGCUGUUCAGUGAGCUCAGACUCAUCUGUGGUGUUGGUGCGAGUGUACGGACGAAUGACUGAGCUUUUUGUUGAUCGUAAAAAAGAGAUGGAGACCCUGAAGCUGUUGCACUCUUAUAGCUGUGGGCCAAAACUUUACUGCAGCUUCCACAACGGCAUCUGCUAUGAGUUCCUGAAGGGCACAGCUUUGGAUGACAUUCUGCUCCGACAGCCUUCUGUCUACAGACUGGUUGCAUUAGAAAUGGGAAAAGUCCACUCGAUAAAGCCGAAGUCUAACUCGUCUGUGGAACCUGUGCUGUGGUCAAAGUUGGAGAAUUACUUCAAAUUAUUACAGAAAUGUGAAAAAGAUGAUUUGCUACAACACGAUUCACAGUUGAACAUUCCCAGCCUGGAUGUGUUAAUCACUGAGAUGGAGGAGCUGAAGAGUCAUUUAAACAGGGUGGAAUCUCCAACAGUGCUGUGCCACAAUGACCUGCUGACCAAAAACAUCAUCUACAACUCAGAUGAAGGUGAGGUUAAAUUCAUCGACUAUGAAUAUGCUGACUUUAAUUACCAGGCGUAUGACAUCGGAAACCACUUUAAUGAGUUUGCAGGUGUAAAUAAUGUGGAUUACAGUCUUUACCCCACCCGCGAUCUGCAGUACGACUGGCUAACAGUUUACCUGCAGAGUGUUCAAAUCAACAACCGAGUCGACUCCCAAAUCACUCAGAGAGAAGUGAACACUCUUUAUGUUCAAGUCUGCAAAUUCUCACUGGCAUCUCACCUGUCAUGGGGUCUGUGGGCUCUUUUACAGGCCAAAUACUCCACAAUCAACUUUGAUUUCUUAAAAUACGCUGCUGCUCGGUUCAGCUACUACUUUAAGAAAAAGGAGGAGUAUUUAGGAAUGCCACUUCCUUAAUAACUGAAUUUUUAUCAUUUCUUCUGAGUCAAAAUAAAUGACAGAAAUAAAUUAAAUAAAAUGGCAAAGUAACAAUUUUACAUUCAUUAUUGAUUUUACACACUGUGUAUUUACUAAGCAGUAGAUUGUUUUUGCCCCUUU
Tachysurus vachellii is the source of this 1289-nucleotide messenger RNA. RefSeq lists its product as uncharacterized. Bases 78 to 1148 code for a protein of 356 amino acids. The transcript is spliced from 8 exons. Gene Ontology annotation, molecular function: ethanolamine kinase activity. Gene Ontology annotation, biological process: phosphatidylethanolamine biosynthetic process. The record is from RefSeq and is a predicted model, not a curated record. Gene Ontology annotation, cellular component: cytoplasm. NCBI's taxonomy places the organism in Eukaryota, Metazoa, Chordata, Actinopteri, Siluriformes, Bagridae.